Messenger RNA from Elephantulus edwardii (Cape elephant shrew), 1923 nucleotides. RefSeq names its product asparagine synthetase domain containing 1 (gene ASNSD1). The transcript has 3 exons. Lineage: Eukaryota; Metazoa; Chordata; Mammalia; Macroscelidea; Macroscelididae. The record is from RefSeq and is a predicted model, not a curated record. Gene Ontology annotation, molecular function: asparagine synthase (glutamine-hydrolyzing) activity. Bases 1 to 1923 code for a protein of 640 amino acids.
AUGUGCGGCAUUUGUUGUUCUGUAAACUUUACGGCUGAACAUUUUAGCAAAGAUUUACAAGAGAAUUUGCUUUAUAAUCUUAAGCAGCGUGGGCCCAGUAGCAGUAACCAGUUGGUUAAAUCUGAUGUUGGCUACAAGUGUUUCUUUUCUGGACACGUUCUUCACUUGAGAGGUGUCUUGACCGCUCAGCCUGUGGAGGAUGAGCGAGGCAAUGUGUUCCUGUGGAACGGAGAAGUCUUUAGUGGAAUAAAAGUUGACGCUCAGGAGAAUGAUACACAGAUUAUGUUUAAUCAUCUUUCCUCUUGUAAAAGUGAAUCUGACAUUUUGUCUCUCUUCUCACAAGUCCAGGGUCCUUGGUCAUUCAUAUAUUAUCAAGCAUCUAAUCAUUAUUUAUGGUUUGGUCGGGACUUCUUUGGUCGCCGUAGUUUGCUUUGGCAUUUUAAUAACGUGGAUAAGAGUUUCUGCCUCUCUUCAGUUGGCACCCAAACGUCUGGAGUAGCCGAUUGGUGGCAAGAAGUUCCAGUAUUUGGAGUUUUCAGAAUUGAUCUCAAGUCCACUGCCGUUUCCAAGUGUGUGGUUUUACAUUUAUAUCCUUGGAAAUGUAUUUCUUCGGACAGUGUUGCUGAAGAAUAUGUUAAUAGCCUGGCUAAAAUUUCAGCAGACUUGCCCAAGUUUGUGUCAGUGGUAGUAAAUGACACCAAACUGUAUCUGGAAAACCCUGUUGUUCCAUUAAAUAUGAUGUUGCCAAAAGCUCCAUUUGAGAGUCCUUCCACUGAGAUUUUCAGAGUCCCACCUACAAGAGAGACACUUCAAGCUUGUCUUACUGACAAACAUGUGAAGGAAGUGGUUCAGCAGUUCAUUGAUAUCCUGAGUAUCGCAGUUAAGAAACGUGUGUUAUGCUUGGCCAGGGAUGAGAACUUGACACCAGAUAAAGCUCUGGAAACUCAUGAUAGGAGAGCAAAUGUUGCAAUCCUAUUUUCUGGGGGUAUUGAUUCUAUGGUCAUUGCAAGCCUUGCUGACCAUCAUAUUCCUGUAGAUGAACCAAUUGAUCUCCUUAAUGUGGCUUUCAUGACUGAAGAAAAACCUACAACUAGUUUGAACAAAAAAAAGAGUAAGCAGAAAAAUGAUUGUGAAGUCCCCUCUAAAGAAUACUCUCAAAAUUCUGCUGUCACAUCUGAUGAUCCUGAUAAACAAUUCUGUGUACCAGAUCGAAUCACAGGAAGAGCAGGACUAAAGGAACUGCAAGCUCUCAACCCUUCCCGAAUUUGGAAUUUUGUUGAAAUCAAUGUUUCUUUGCAAGAACUGCAAAAAUUCAGAAGAACCCGGAUAUGCCAGUUAAUUCAGCCCUUGGAUACAGUUCUGGACGACAGCAUUGGCUGCGCAGUCUGGUUUGCUUCGAGAGGAAUGGGUUGGUUAGUGACACAGGAUGAAGUGAAAUCCUAUCAGAGCAAUGCAAAGGUGGUUCUUACCGGAAUUGGUGCAGAUGAACAACUUGGAGGUUAUUCUCGUCAUCGUAUCUGCUUUCAGACACAUGGCUUAGAAGGAUUGAAUAAGGAAAUACAAAUGGAGCUGGGACGAAUUUCUUCUAGAAAUCUUGGUCGUGAUGAUAGAGUUAUUGGUGAUCAUGGAAAAGAAGCAAGAUUUCCUUUCUUGGAUGAAAAUGUUGUCUCCUUUUUAAAUUCUUUGCCAAUUUGGGAAAAGGCAAACUUGACUUUACCACGUGGAAUUGGUGAGAAACUACUUUUACGCCUUGCAGCAAUAGAGCUUGGCCUUACAUCUUCUGCUCUUCUCCCCAAGCGAGCCAUGCAGUUUGGAUCCAGAAUUGCAAAAAUGGAAAAGAAAAAUGAAAAAGCAUCUGAUAAGUGUGGAAGGCUCCAAAGAACUACCUUAGAAAAUCUUUCUAUUGAAAAGAUUAAAAUGUAG